This is a messenger RNA of Heterocephalus glaber (naked mole-rat), 2363 nucleotides long. It is a transcript of the gene Naxd, whose product is annotated as NAD(P)HX dehydratase. Gene Ontology annotation, molecular function: ATP-dependent NAD(P)H-hydrate dehydratase activity. The record is from RefSeq and is a predicted model, not a curated record. Gene Ontology annotation, biological process: metabolite repair. Lineage: Eukaryota; Metazoa; Chordata; Mammalia; Rodentia; Bathyergidae.
GCUGGGGCUAUCAGCAGAGCCAGAAAAAGGGCCAAUGGCUGCGGCUUAGGUGGCGGUGCGGUGGCCGUCGGGAACCCGGAAAGCCAUUGGAUGGCCAUGGGUCUACGCUGUGUGGCAAUCCGGACCUGCGGGCGAGGUAUCGAUCCGGGCUCCCCGAGGAUGGCCUUUCGCUUGGGGGCCCGCGCUGCAGUGGCCGUCGCUGCCGUCGUGGCGCUGCUCUCGGCCGGGCUCGCACUCUUUGGCCCGCCGCUGGACUCAGUUUUCCAGAGCACGUUUACACUGUGCACGGCACACUCAGUGGAGGAGAUGGACGGCAUCCUGGAGCUGGUGAGGAACAUCGUCCCUCCCCUGGCGGCCGGCAAACACAAAGGGCAGGACGGCCGCAUCGGCGUCGUGGGGGGCUGUCAGGAGUACACAGGGGCCCCGUACUUUGCGGCAAUCUCAGCCCUCAAAGUGGGUGCGGAUCUGUCGCAUGUGUUCUGUGUCCGGGAGGCGGCACCAGUGAUCAAGGCCUACAGCCCGGAGCUGAUUGUCCACCCGGUGCUCGACAGCCCCAACGCGGCACAGGAGGUGGAGAAGUGGCUGCCCCGGCUGCACGCCCUGGUGGUGGGGCCCGGCCUGGGCCGAGACGGGCUCCUGCUGGACAGCACCAAGGGGAUUCUGGAAGCUGCGAGGGUCAGGGACAUCCCCGUGGUCAUCGACGCAGAUGGGCUGUGGCUGGUGGCUCAGCGGCCAGCGCUCAUCCUUGGGUACCAGAAGGCCAUCCUAACCCCCAACCACAUGGAGUUCAGCAGGCUGCACGAGGCCGUGCUCAGCGGCCCUGUGGACAGCACUGACCCCCGCGGAUCCAUCCUGAAGCUCAGCCGGGCCCUGGGGAAUGUGACUGUGGUCUUGAAGGGGGAGCAGGACCUCAUCUCUGAUGGCCAGCAGGUGCUUGAGUGCAGCCACAAAGGCAGCGGCCGCAGGUGUGGGGGACAAGGGGACCUCCUGUCGGGCUCCCUGGGCGUCAUGGCGCACUGGGCCUUCCUUGCGGAACCGGAGAAGACAAAUGGCUCCCGCCCGCUGCUGCUAGCCGCCCUGGGCGCCUGCUCACUCACGCGGCAGUGCAACCGCCAGGCCUUCCUGAAGCACGGCCGUUCCACCACCACCAGCGACAUGAUCGCCGAGAUCGGGGCCGCCUUCCGCGAGCUCUUCGAGGCCUGAGCCGACCGGGUGAGGGGGCUGCACGGGGUCCGCAUCUUCCCUGAGUGCCAGGGUGUGGCCCUCGUGAACCAGCUGAUGUGGGGCUGAGGGGUUCAGGGUGCAGUAGGUCGGUCUGAGCUUGGAGGCGUCGCGAUGCUGUUGAGCCUUCCUGCACAUGUGCAGCUGAGAACACGAGAACCCCGCGGGGGGGAGGCAGGUGUUCUGUCUGCUUCUUGUCCCAAGGGGGCCUCCUUUUCACCUCCCUUCCAAGCCGCGCCUCUCAGGGAUCCAGUCGUUUCACGUGUCCAAGUGCGGAUUUGUCCCAGAGGUCCCCGGAGGCCAAGGUGUCUGCUCCAAAGCUCACUGUCUUCUAAGCAGUGCCGGGCUGGUGCAUGUGGGUUCAUUCAUGGAGCGUACACGACCCCAAGUGUGUCACUCACCGAGAUGGAUUCACUUUAGCCCCUGGGAGGGUGAGGGGCGCAGUGGUGCAGGCCGGGGGGUGCAGAGCCCAAGCCCCGCUGUCCCCCUCUGCACACUGAAACAGGGAGGCUGCAGCCCACACCCGGGGAAGUGGUCAGCGCUGCACCGGGAAGAGGCCUCACCAGGGUGGUGGAGCUGCAGCUCACAGGGGGCCGGCAUGCAGGCUGUCAGUGGCCCUGACAGCAGCACAGCGCGUGUGCUGAGGAGAGCAGAAACCAGGCAUCAGUGACCGCAAGGCCCUGUGGUACCCAGAACCCCGGUGGCCCUGUUCCCAUAGGUGGAGAGCGGCCGACAGAGGCCUUUCGCCCUUGGCCAUUGUCCGGGGGCUGCCAUGAACCAGGUGCCACUCGAAUCCUUGCGCUGUUUGAAAACUAAGCUUCGAGAGUUUGAAGAGACAGCUUUACCUGUGAAGCUGUGGAGCAUCGUCCCGAGCUGCGAACUGUCCUGCGGACACCAUGCCGUGGCCGGCUGCAGACGGCGGUCGGCCACUGACACUGGGCUGCCUGUCUGCUGAACCCACCUUCCCCAACCGAGUCAGCUGCGCUCAGCCUCUGGGCAGACAGAAGCAGCUGAGGCCAUCCAUCUGUCUGUCCACUGGUGGUGGCCACCAUGCUGCCCGUGUUCCCACUGAGGUCAUUUAAAGAGCAACCCUGAACAGCCACUUCUUUCCAAGGGAAUAAAGUUCAGCAGUCUAGGAACUA